AUGCACGCUUACACAGAUAUGAACGAGUUCGGCGAUUUGACUUUUGAUGGUGCUCUCCGAAUGCACCUGAGUGGGUUCCGACUGCCAGGUGAAGCGCAAAAGAUCGACCGCAUCAUGGAGAAGUUUGCAUCACGAUUUUGCGAGUGCAACCCAGAUAUAUUUGCCAACGCAGACGCGGCAUACGUGCUUGCUUACUCUACAAUCAUGCUACAUACUGAUGCGCAUAAUGACACUAUUAAGAACAAAAUGAGCAAAGAGGAGUUUAUCAAGAAUAAUCGCGGCAUCAACGAUGGAGGUGAUCUUGACCCCAAGUUUCUUAGUGGUUUGUACAACCGUAUAACUACAACUGAAAUCAAACUCGUUGAUUCGAAGACAGAUUCGAGCCCGGGAUUGAACGCAAAAGCAUUGAAUGGUGGCACAAAUGUUGUCACGAUGGAUCCAGCGCAGCGAGCUAGAAAAUUUGAAGAAGAAAGUAAGCGUUUGAUGGCGGAAACGAAAGUUCGUUUCGCCAGCAGUCGGCGAACAGCUCAGGAUUACACAUACUAUUCGGCCACUAAUGUACAUCAUGCGAGGCUAAUGUUUGAUACGGCAUGGUUCCCUGUGUUAGCAGCUAUCUCACUGAACUUAGAAGAGGCAUCUCCUGCGGACACAGCAGUGGUGGCACUUUGCUUGGAUGGCUUCCGCAAUGGUAUUGCAAUUUCCUCAACUUUCAGCAUGUCCACAACCAAAGAUGCUUUAGUUACGUCCUUGGCUAAGUUUACCCACCUGAACAGCAUUUCGGAGAUGCGCCCGAAAAAUGUUGAGUGUGUUCGCAUGAUACUUGCGAUUGCCGCCAAUGAAGGGAACAACCUUGGGGAGCAGUGGGUCAUUAUUGUCAGAGCAAUUUCCCAAUUAGAGCAGAUACGGGCCGUUGUCGCUGGUAACCCCGAUAAGCAUCUCCUCCAGAAGGCCCCACUGGUCGGUAUUGGUUCUUCGGGUCAGGCUGGAACGCCCGGACAGUCUGCCAAUGGUUACUCAUCUCAGGGUGCGCAACGGGCUUCAAUGCCUGGUGCCGGCGAUACUGAGAAGGUGGCUAGCGGAAGGAAUGGGACUACGUACCGAAGAACAUCCUCGGGGAAAUCAACCGAUGCCAGUAGUCAAAAACAUGAUGGCUUGGUUCAUAAGAUAGACGCAAAAGCCGCGUCGGCGGCUACAACAAUAGCUGAGAGCGAAAUCGAAAGAAUCUUUAUGAAUUCCUCGCACUUGUCUGCAGCCGGCGUUACAGACUUUUGUGGAGCCCUCUGUACGAUCUCACUAGAAGAGUUAAGCGAGGGUCCCUCCCCUCGAUUGUUCUGUCUCCAGAAGAUUGUAGAGCUGGCCUACUAUAACAUGGAAGCUAGGACACGCAUUGAGUGGGGCAAGAUUUGGCUCCAGAUGGGACCGUUCUUUGUGUCGGCAAUGUGCCAUGACAACCGCGAUGUUGCAAUGUACUCUGUAGAUGCGUUACGCCAACUCGCGUCGAAGUUUUUGGACAAAGAUGAAUUGUCAAACUUUUCGUUUCAGCGGUCGUUCCUCAAACCAUUUGAGAAGUGCUUCAGUCAGUCGAACUCAAUUCCGAUACGCGAGCUUGUGUUGACUUGUGUCUCUCAAAUUGUGCUUGCGAGGGCCGCAAAUAUCAAAUCUGGAUGGAAGUCCGUGUUUGCCGUUCUUGCUCUUGCUGCUGAUGAUAAGGUUGAAUCAAUCAUGAAUUUUGGAUGGCAAAUUGUUGAUUCAAUUGUGCGUAAGUAUGUUGGUGUCCUCGACGAUGUCUAUGUAGAUGCAGUGACAGGUAUUGCGGCUUUCGCAAAGUCAAGCGUCUCUACUCCCGUUUCACUGGCCGCCAUAGGGCUUCUGAGUGGUCGAUGUGCCUCAUCGCUAGCGGAUGGACAGGCUUUAUCAAUGCUUCGAGAGCAACCCCUGGCCGAUAAUGCAGCACGUUCCAUCGAGACAGAGAUUUGGUUUUCUGAUGUGGACGCGCACAUCGGAGCCUGGUUUCCCAUCUUGACCGGCCUUGCAUCAGCGAUGCAAGACGAAAGAUCUCCUGUCCGUACAGCGGCAAACGAUGGUCUGUACAGAGUGCUGACCAAUCACGGCGGGCGAUUUUCUUCAUCCCUUUGGGCGUUGAUCUUCAGGGGAGUUCUUGCCCCUGUCUUUGACGACGUCCGUCACCUGUCGGCGAGCAGCGACCGAGGCGAGGCAGCCGCGGUAGGGGAAUGGGCAACUACGAUGGGGUCGGCGUCAUUGAAGUGUUUAAUUGAUGUCUUUGUAUUGCACAUUAAGGUCACUCGGGUUCUCUUAGGUGAUCUACUGGAACUUAUCCGAAGUUGGAUUCUGCGAGAGACUGAAGUUGUGGCGAGGGAGGGGAUGAGUAUUCUUGCUCGAUUAGUCAUGACUGCAGGGGAGGUAUUAGAAGCUGAGGACUGGAAGGUCCUCAACGAUGCCAUUAGCGGCAUAUUUGCUGAUACCAUGCCUCACGAAAUUCUGGGUCCAGACCGACUAAGAGUUGGUAGGCACUCAGAGGAAAGAAAAGCCACUGUUCUGGCAGAAGGCGAAAAGGCAAACGCGGCUGACGCUGCGGCAGAUCACGCGGUAAAUGGCGAGGAUGCGGCUGCAGACGAACCAGGUGCUCAGUCUGCCCACCAUAACGGAGCACCCAACGAAAAAGAGGUGGAAAGCAAGUCUUCAAGUGAUGACGUGCCCCCUGAAGUACCUAACUCUAGCAAAAUUGACUUUCGAGUUGUACGAGCAAAGUGCGUGGUUCAGCUACUCUUGAUCCAACUUGUUCAAGAAAUGGUCGUUAGCUUCUACAGAGUCCUAUCGACAGAGCACAUUCUGGGCUUAAGCGAGUCUCUUGAGAUGAGCUAUAAGUUUGCGCACGAUUUCAAUGUCGAUACAGAGCUCCGAUAUUCACUUUGGCAAGCUGGUUUUAUGAACCAAGUUCCGAACCUGUUAAAACAAGAAACAAACGGGCUGAUGGCAUACCUGCGGAUCGUGUUUUGGUUGUACCUCGACCCACAGCGGACUGAAGAAGGCGGUUCCACUGAGGCCAAAGUCAUGAGUCUUUGUGAAAAGGUAUUACAGGGCUUCAUUCGUUCAUGCGAUGAAGCACAAUCAAAGGCCGAGGAACGUCGGGAAGUGCUGGCUUUGUCGCCAGUGGUCUGUUUCAUUGUGAACAGUAUCAUGCAAAUGUCAGCAACGCAGUUUGGGAAGCACAUGCCCAGGAUAUACGAAAUUCUUUUGAACCUACUAGAACGGGCGGACGAAGCAGAAAUAAGACGAACUGUAAUUAAGCUGUUUAGGGGACGUUUGAAGCCAGUCGCUUCAGACGAAGCGUGUGCAUCCGAAUCUUCGGAGCAGCGUCGAAAUGUCCGUAUUGGACAACCACAGCUGCCUGGAGCCAUGCGCGAGCGAGUUGUACGCGCCGAAUUGUAUGAGACCGGUGGACAAACUUCAUCUGAGAUUUGUGCGGCUUUGAACAAGGUUGGUGGGGUGCGCUCUGUUGUCGAGUCAUCUGAAGAAGAUGCAUUUUGCGUAUUUAGUUCAGCACCUGACGAGAUGCUGGUGUCAGGAGUGCGGUCAUUGUCAUAUGUCAAGAGUGCGUUCGUUGACGUCGCCUCUGACGCUGAACUUGACUAAAUCCCUAAGUAUAAACGGAUUCGUGAUGUAUUUGAAGUACUAAUUGCAAUGUACAGGGGACGACACUCUACAACGAAUUGUGAAGUACAAACGUGCUUUCCAUAGAUUUCUUUUGCUUAUUCUGGCCAAUAAACUGUUCUCAGAUUCCAAUGCACCGUUCCUCUGACGGAACCCAAAGGAAAAGGAGUGCGCA
Messenger RNA from Chondrus crispus (carragheen), 3847 nucleotides. RefSeq lists its product as hypothetical. The coding region runs from base 1 to 3654 and encodes 1217 amino acids. Lineage: Eukaryota; Rhodophyta; Florideophyceae; Gigartinales; Gigartinaceae. Gene Ontology annotation, molecular function: guanyl-nucleotide exchange factor activity. Gene Ontology annotation, biological process: regulation of ARF protein signal transduction. The transcript has 2 exons. The record is from RefSeq and is a predicted model, not a curated record.